AACCUGAUCCCCAGAGCAUGAGAACCCGGGCAGAACAUGCAGACUGCACACAGAAAGGCCUGUGGGCGGCGUGGAACCAGCACCUUCUUGCUGUGAGGCCACAGUGAUGAACCACCACGCCACCCUGCCGCCCCCUUUUAAUUAGUAUCUAAUAAUGAGUAAUGUCACUGUCAUUUGUUGUAAUAUUUGUGUUUUGUAUUUUCACUUCAAUGGUCUUUUGAUGAGGAAACGCUGUCAUUAUAGAUGGAACUUAUAGAUAUUGUAGAUCAGGUCCCUUUUUAAACUGAGACCUUCCUCCGUUCUAACGUUGCACAGUUACGGUUCUGUUCUCUUGUAUUAUUUGUCUUACAAAGUAUUACAAUUCUGAAAGUAAAAUUGCCAUCAUCUAAAGGUUAAAAUCAUGUACAACGUUAAUUUCCAUUAGUGUUGAAGAGGGUGAUUUAUUAGUCUAUUUAUAUUUGUGAUUGAUCCUCCGAAUUCUGUGAUAAGACCUGAAGCUUCUACCUGAAAAACCCUCAUUUAAAAUACACACACAGUAUGCGUUUAUUUUUAGUAUAAUUAAAAACCACCGUAGUGUUUUUAAUGUUUCUGUUCUCUCCCACAGAGGAUUGUGGGUACCGGUCGUCAUGGCGGCCCCGCUGAACAUCCAGACUCCCAGUAAGACCUGGGAGCUGAGUCUGUAUGAGCUCCACAGGAGCCCUCAGGAGGCCAUCAUGGACGGGACGGAGGUGGCGGUGUCCCCCCGCUCUCUGCACAGCGAGCUGAUGUGUCCCAUCUGUCUGGACAUGCUGAAGAACACCAUGACGACCAAAGAGUGUCUCCACCGCUUCUGCUCCGACUGCAUCGUCACCGCGCUGCGUUCCGGGAACAAAGAGUGUCCCACCUGCAGGAAGAAGCUGGUCUCCCGCCGCUCGCUGCGCCGAGACUCCAACUUCGACGCGUUGAUCUCCAAGAUCUACCCGAGCCGGGACGAGUACGAGGCCCACCAGCGCCGCGUCCUGGAGCGCCUCAACCGGCUGCACAACCAGGAGGCGCUGAGCUCCAGCAUCGAGGAGGGGCUCCGGCAGCAGGCCCGCUACAGGAACCACCGGGUGAAGAAGCCCACCCAGGAGAGCGACAACACCACCUUCAGCGGCGGGGAGGACAACGGCGACGCCCACUCCCACCUGUCUCACGACUCCGCCCCCUCGCACGCCCCCCCGCCUCCGGGCCGGACACCCUCAGAGGCCGGGCCGAGCCGCAAGCGCCCGCGGGCGUCGGACGAGGGCUCCGGGCCCGAGGCGGACAGCGGCAGCCCCCCCGACCCGCCGCCGCGGCGCCACAAGGAGAGGCCGGCCUCGGAGAUUGAGCUGGUGUUCAGGCCGCACCCGGAGCUGGUCCAGGCUGAGGACUACAACCAGACCAGGUACGUGAAGACGACGGCCAACGCCACCGUGGACCACCUCUCCAAGUACCUGGCUCUCCGCAUCGCCCUGGAGGACCGGCGGGCGGACAGGGAGACGGAGGAGGCAGGAGGAGCAGGAGAGGGUCUGAGGAACAUCAGUGAGAAACAAUACACCAUCUACAUCAUGACCAGAGGAGGACAGUUCUCUACGCUGAACGGCUCUCUGACUCUGGAGCUGGUCAACGAGAAGUACUGGAAGGUGAGGAAGCCUCUGGAGCUCUUCUACGCCGCCACCAAGGACCAGCAGCAACCCCCGCCGCCUCCACCCCAGAAGUCCCCCCCCACACAGAGGGAGGGGUGAGAGCCGCUCUUCAACCGCACGACGCACGUUGAUUUUUGAAGGAAGAACAGACACACUCAAUACCAGCCCCCCAACACGAAGACCACGUCUGAGUCUCGUUCCCUCGCUUCACUUUAAAUAGAAACCCGGUGUUUUAGUGCCGCUGCCAGAAGGACGAAUUUUCAAAUUGACAAAUGUUAAUUUCCUAACUGCUUCAGCCAGAAACAUGAUUAAAAUAGUUUGGUUUUUUACGCAUGGAAUCGUUUCAUACGAAACCACCAGCUUUUGUUUUUUAGUCUCUUCAUGGACCUUUUCUAAACACGCUUUUAUUCGAGGUCCCACACGUGUAACGUAGUGCUGUGGGCUGGACCCGAUCCCAGCAUGCACUGCGCUUUACUGUAGGAUGGGAGCGUUUCCACGUCCUGCUUCAAUAAGCCAUAAGUCUCACAUCUGUCUGCACUUUAUGUCCUGCAGCCAUAAACGUUGUCGCUUACCUCAGUUUCUAUGGAAACGCUGCCCUUUUCCUUCUGUUGUGUAGUUAAACAAUAAAAACCCAUCUGGUGUGAAAUGA
Molecule: messenger RNA, 2295 nt
Organism: Gasterosteus aculeatus aculeatus (three-spined stickleback)
Lineage: Eukaryota; Metazoa; Chordata; Actinopteri; Perciformes; Gasterosteidae
Source: RefSeq, a predicted model, not a curated record